Molecule: messenger RNA, 1128 nt
Organism: Ichthyophthirius multifiliis
Lineage: Eukaryota; Ciliophora; Oligohymenophorea; Hymenostomatida
Exons: 10
Biological process (GO): ubiquinone biosynthetic process
Cellular component (GO): mitochondrial inner membrane
Source: RefSeq, a predicted model, not a curated record
AUGGACUUAGAAAAUAAAACAAAAGAAGAAAAUUUAAAAAGAAAACAAAAAAACGACUAUGAAGAACUUAUUAGACUUAGAAACUUAAAUAAAAAAAUGGAAAACUAAAUCAUUACUUUAGAAAAAAACAUGGCUUAUUUUGAAUAAGAAAAUUAGGACUUUAAAAAUAUGGUUUCUUAACUUCAAAGCGAAAAUACUCAACUUUUUUAAAAUUUUUAGGAUGCUUAAAAUAAAUCAAUUUAAGAAAGUAGAAAUUUUGAAAGAUAAAUUGAAAGCUUAGUUUAAGAGAUUAAUUCUAAUAAAAUUUAAUUUGAAGAUAUUAAAAUAAAGGAAUAUAAUCAAUUUAAAGAAAUCGAAGAAUACAAACAGAAAUAUCAUAAUACUAAAAAUGCAAAUAAACAAUUAAAAAUUGAUAAUAAUAAACUUUGGGAUUAAAUAAAGGAUAUACAAAAACAAUUGGUCUAAGAAUAAAAAAAAAAGAAUAAUAAAUAGUUAUGUAAAAAAUUCAAGAAACAAAAGAUAACAAACUUAAGUGGCGAACAUUUAUCAAAACUUGGAUGUUUAUCUGAUUAUUCAGCUUUAUUAGAUAUAUAAGAUAAAAUGAUGAGAGAUGAAACAGGAAGUCUUAUUUUAUAAGAAAAGCCUCGUGUAAAUAAUGAUACAGCUAAUUUAGAUUAUCUAUUAAAUUUUCCUAAAAAUACAUUUGGAUAUAAUUAUGCAAGAUUUAUGUCUGAUAGGCGUUAUUCAAGUGAAGAAAGACCAAAAGUAACAUAUUUACCAGAUUUUGAGUUAGCUUAUAUAUUUUAAAGAUAUAAAGAAAUACAUGAUUUUAUUCAUGUUUUACUAGGUUAUGAUGUCACUGUUUAUGAUGAAAUCAUUGUCAAGUGGUAUGAAAUGAUUCAGUUAGCAUUGCCUAGUGCAAGUAUUUCAUCUUUUUUUGGUCCUUUAAAAUUUACAAAAGAAGAAAUUAUAGAUUUUAAUACAAAUGAAUUGCCUAAAAUUACAUAAUAAGCAAAACAAAGCAAAUUUAUAAUGAACUUAUAUUUCGAAAAGGAAUAUAAAACUGACAUAAAUGAAUUAAGAAAAAAAAUGAAUAUAACAUUAAAGCCAAAGCUUUUUUAUGAAUGA